Messenger RNA from Thlaspi arvense, 750 nucleotides. Lineage: Eukaryota; Viridiplantae; Streptophyta; Magnoliopsida; Brassicales; Brassicaceae. The record is from the annotation of a GenBank genome assembly.
AUGGAGAGUACAGAUUCUUCCGGUGGUCCGCCGCCACAACCUAACCUUCCUCCUGGAUUCCGAUUUCACCCAACAGACGAAGAACUCGUCAUCCACUACCUAAAACGCAAAGCCGAUUCUUCUCCUUUGCCCGUCGCGAUCAUCGCCGACGUCGAUCUCUACAAAUUCGAUCCAUGGGAACUUCCCGCGAAAGCUUUGUUCGGAGAACAAGAAUGGUAUUUUUUCAGCCCACGAGAUCGGAAAUAUCCAAACGGAGCUAGACCUAACCGAGCGGCGACUUCCGGUUAUUGGAAAGCGACGGGUACAGAUAAACCGGUGAUUUCAACCGGCGGUGGAAAUAAAAAGAUCGGAGUUAAAAAAGCGCUUGUGUUCUACAGUGGGAAACCACCAAAAGGAGUGAAAUCGGAUUGGAUUAUGCACGAAUAUCGGUUAACCGAUAAUAAACCCAGUCUCAGAUGUGACUUCGGCAACAAGAAAAACUCCCUCCGGCCGGAGCAGCUACUUUCUUCUUCUUCUUCGCCGACGAUGAUGAUGAUGAUGGCGGCGAAUCCAAAACGGAAUAUUCCGAUGCCGUUUUGGGAAGAGGGAAAUCAAGAUCCGGCCAAGAGGUUUAAUGGUGGCAUUGGAGAUUGUUCGAACGUUGUCUCUUCAAUGGCGGCGCCGCCAUUAAUGCAGCAGCAAAGUGGGAUUUUCGGGGAAGGAUUAAUCAGAACAUCGUACCAAUCACCCGGUUUGAAUUGGUACUCUUAA